AUGGAAAGGAGUGCGAAAGCCGGAGUCUUGAAGAAGAAAGGUCCUUCAGGGUGUUUGGUUAUCAAGAAGAAAUCGGAGAAUAAGAAUUCGGGAGGUGGCUCAGGGGGUCUAUAUGAUGUUAGCAAGGCGAAAGAAAGGGAUAGGUUACUUGAAACUUAUUCGGGCUCGGGCACAGGCUCGAGCUCCAGCUCGGGUUCGAGUGAUGAGGAUGUACCUUUGGAGUUCAUGAGACGAAAAGUGAGUGAGAGGAGAUUGGACAACGGUUUGAAAUCCCAUAAGCAAGAGAGUCUUGAAAAUAGGGAUUGCAGUGGUGGGAGGAAACGGGGUAGUUUGGAGUUGUUUGAUUUUGACGAAUAUGAUGAAUUUGACCCGAAGAAGAUGAGGAACUUGUAUUUUGAGAAAAGGUUUGAGAAAAUCGAGAGGAAGUAUAGUGGGAAUGUGAUGAAGGGUUUUGGUUCUGGUUUAUCUAAUAUGAAUUUUCAAAAUAGUGGUAGUGGAAGCAAAAAGGGGUUGAAGGGCGAAAAUGUGAAGGAUAGUAAAAAGCUCGCCGUGGAUGAUGAUGAUGAUGAUGAUGAUGAUGAUGAUGAUGGAGACAUGCCCAUUUUUCUUUUAAAGUCGAAGAUUCAGAAGACAGCUGGUGAGCCAAUCAGGGUGCAGGGGAAAAACGGUGUUUUGAAGGUUAUGGUGAAAAAGAAGAAAAAGGUGGAUUUCUCAUCUCAGGCUAAGAAUGACGACACUAUUGAACUGAAAGAAGGAAAAGCUUCGAGGUCCGAUGAUGCAGCCAAGAAGGAUCUGUUUGCUGAUAAUGAGAUAAGUGCUGAGAAAGAGAAAGAGGAGAAGGUAGAUGGAAGUAUACAAGUAUAUAAAUCAAAGAAAAGGAUGAAAAAAGAGCAAGAAAGAUCUUCACCUCCCAAGAAUUUUACUCCUAUAAAAGGAAAAGAAGGUAAAGCGCAGCGUGGUGGGAGUACCGAAAAGCAAAAGCUGCGAGAGAAGCUAAGAGGGAUGUUAAUUGAUGCUGGGUGGACAAUUGACUAUAGACCGAGGCGUAAUAGAGACUAUUUAGAUGCUGUCUACAUUAGCCCUGGUGGGACAGCUUACUGGUCGAUUACAAAGGCACAUGAAGCGCUCAAGAAACAGUUAGAAGACGAAGGUGGAAAAAAUAGUUCGGAAAUGGGAUCCCCGUUGUUUGCACCUCUACCCGAAGAUCUCAUAAAUAAACUCACGAGGCAAACCAAAAGGAAAUUGAAGGAUGGAUCGAAAAGGAAGAGCAAAAAGGACAAGCGUGCAGAGACCUCAGAUAGUGAUGAAGAUGAUGAAUCAAUCGAAGGUUCCCCAAAAAGGAAGAGAGAGAAAGUCAAAGUUGACAGGUCUUCAAAGGGUUUAAGUUCUAAAGCUACAGGGAGUUGCACCCUUAUGGUCCGUGGGUAUGAUAAUGGGGAUAGCUCAGAUUCUGAUGGGUACGUUCCUUAUACUGGGAAAAGAACUAUCUUGUCCUGGCUGAUAGACUCUGGAAAAGCAAGAUUAAGUGAAAAAGUAAAGUACAUGAACCAGAAGAGAAGUCGGGUGAUGUUAGAAGGGUGGAUCACUAGAGAAGGGAUCCACUGUGGAUGUUGCAGUAAAAUUCUUACUGUCUCGAAGUUUGAGGUGCAUGCUGGCAGCAAGUUGCGCCAGCCUUUUCACAAUAUAUUCUUGGAGUCGGGCUCAUCACUUUUGCAGUGCCAGGUUGAUGCCUGGAAUAGUCAGGAGGAGGCUUUGCUUCAGGAUUUCUGUAGUGUUUGUGUUGAUGGUGAUGAUCCAGAUGAUGACACGUGUGGGAUUUGUGGCGAUGGAGGUGAUCUGAUCUGUUGUGAUAGUUGCCCGUCAACUUUUCAUCAGAUCUGUAUGGAGAUACAGGAGCUUCCUUCAGGGGAUUGGCACUGUGCAAACUGUACUUGCAAAUUUUGUGGCAGUAGAAAUGUUGCUGAAGAAAAUGAGAGUGCCGAGGAUGAACUUAGAAGAUGCUGCUUCUGUGAGAAAAAAUAUCACAAAUCGUGCGGCGAACAUUCAAAUGCUCUACGUUUGAGUUCUGAUGGUGCAUCUUUCUGUGGAGUGAAUUGCCAAGAGCUUUUCUAUCAUUUGCAGAAGAUCCUUGGAGUUAGACAUGAAUUGGAAGCAGGAUUUUCAUGGUCGUUUAUUCAACGAAAAGACGUGUCUGAUGCCUCACAGAGUGGAUUUUCUCUCAGGGUGGAGUGCAACUCUAAGCUAGCUGUUGCAUUAUCUAUCAUGGAUGAAUGUUUCUUGCCCAUUAUUGACAGGAAGUCUGGGAUAAAUUUGGUUCAUAAUGUUGUUUAUAACUGUGGAUCAAAUUUUAACCGUCUGAAUUUUCGCGGAUUUUAUACGGUAAUUUUGGAGCAGGGAGAUGAAAUAAUAUCUGCGGCAUCUAUCAGGCUCCAUGGAGACCGUUUAGCUGAGAUGCCAUUUAUCGGGACUCGUGAGACCUAUAGGCGACAAGGAAUGUGCAGACGCCUUUUAUCCGCCAUUGAAACUGAACUUUCUUCGCUAAAGGUUGGACGAUUGAUCAUUCCCACCAUAUCAGAGCAUAUGAACACGUGGAUUAGAGUUUUUGAUUUCGAAAAACUCGAGGAUGUGCACAAGAAAGAAAUAAAGUCCUUGAACAUGUUGGUUUUUCCAGGGACAGAUAUGCUGCAGAAGCAGUUAGUGAAGCAGGAAAAUUCUGAUGGCGUGAAUGUCUCUAUCACAAUGAACAAUCAACCUCGAUCGCCAAUUUCAGUUGAAAAGCCCGAUAAAGAGGCAAGUAGUGAUUCUGGGCCGGGUCUCAAGCCCAAGACAAACGAUGAAGCUGAAUCAGCAGAUUCUCCUUCCCCACAAACAAUACCUCCUAUAUCAGGUGCUGUUAGUGAAUGUGAUCAUCAUUCUCUUCACACCCAGGAAACAAUUCUCCAGAAGCCCGAGGUUGAAAUCGAGCAUAGAGAAUCUCCCAAUAACUCGGAAUGCUCUCCCAAUCAAGCUGAAAUGAACGAAUGCAAAAUCGAAACUCCUUCCAUGGAUUCUGCUGGUGGCGUCACUGUAGAGAGUUCAAAGUCUGAAAAUGCUGUGCUCAAUGUUGAGGUUGCUGAAGAUGCUGGCCCCACAAGAAGCGAAGAUGAAGGCGUUAAGGGCUCUGAGGCAACUCACAAUCAACUUCGAUUGCCCAUUUCUUCUGAAAUGCCUGAUAAACAGGAAAGCAGCAAUUGUGGGCCAUGCCUCGAGUCCAAGGUUAACAACAAUGUUGUAUCAUUGGAUUCUGUUUCUGCACAAACAAUUGUACCUUCAAUGACUACUCAUGAGCAAGAUAAGUCAGCACAUCCUGUUUCAGAUGCUAUUUACUGA
Messenger RNA from Striga hermonthica, 3369 nucleotides. Lineage: Eukaryota; Viridiplantae; Streptophyta; Magnoliopsida; Lamiales; Orobanchaceae. The record is from the annotation of a GenBank genome assembly.